AUGGUUAUCGUAAAGCCUUCAGUACCCGGAUGCUGCAAUAUCAUUCGUCGAACUACCGCUACUGGAACACAACGAUUGGUCAGUUCGAUGACACGCGCGCACUUGCAUGCAUCACUCUGGCAAUGCGAUUGCAUCCGUGUGCGCACGCGCCUCUUGCACUUCUCCUCUUCUCCCCCUUGCGAGUGCGUGUAUGUUUUGGGAUGCCUACAGGCGCGCACGCUCGCACGCUCUAGUAGACAUCAGGUUCUGCUUCUGAGAGGAAUGGAGCGAGACAGGGUGGCGUCUCGCCCGCCUACCCCUGGCACCGGCCAAUUGUAUUUCGCCUCGGGGUACAUCUUCGCACUUGCCUCUCAGAAAGGCGCCAUUUGCCUUCCCCUCUCUUACCUCUCGCAAAGGAGAGUUUACAGCUUAACCGCACUUCUUUGGUGUGUUGAAAGUUUCACCCUCGUCAUCUCUUGCUGUGAAGCCAUGUUUAUCCUCAGACUUGCAAUUGAAGCGUUUCAUUUGGUGGAGACUGAACUCUCUAACGAUUUGCCAUCAAGGGAAGAGAAAAAGUAUUCCAAUUCAUCAAGUUUCCCUUCCCUUGCACUACCCCACUAUGUAGACCCAAUCAUUUUCCACUUUGGUCGGAAACGACCCAGUGAUAGUGGUGCUUUCGAUGCUCGUCAACACCUCUUUAGCCCCAAGCGACUAUGCUUCGAUGCCUCAUUACAAAUCCCCGCCUCUACUCUCCUUCAUAGCGUCAUUUUGGGUUGUGAUGAUCCCUCUACGGAAUCUAGAAAAAGGAAUCGACUUUGUUCCUAUCCUACUACUCUUAAAAGAUCUCAAACUACCCGAAAACGCAUUCCACUUAAUGGCAACUUCCACAAUACCAAUCAGGGUGCGCUGCCUAUGUCCACACUGACAUACCAAUGGCUUGUGACAGCGUUUUGGGGUCAAAUGCUGGCCGCACGAGCAUGGACGCCACCAAAGGAGGAACCGCUGGAUCUCUCUUGCAAGCAACCAAAAUCGCAGUUCGUUAACAGUAACGUGUUUAGUAGCAUACGGAGGCUAGUGGAACCACUGGAACCUACUCCUACGGAUCUGGAUGCGGAAAUACGAAGGACCGCUGUGGAAGUAUCACCCCGGAAUUUGCCACUGGAACGAUCCUGUUUGCUGCCAACUUUUGAAACCUUGGUGAACAGUGCUCGACUUUUUAAUGAUCUCAGGUCGUGUUGUCUGGGUGCCGUGGAUCAGAUAUCGGAACCUAAAAACCUCUGUUGCGACGCGUUGAAUAAUGAAUGUCUAGCCGCAGUUAUAGACUUCCUAAAGUCAAAGGAAGAAGAAAGGCUAGAUGACCUAUCGGCACAGCCCGAUGGUCAUGUUACUUAG
This is a messenger RNA of Hydatigera taeniaeformis, 1371 nucleotides long. Lineage: Eukaryota; Metazoa; Platyhelminthes; Cestoda; Cyclophyllidea; Taeniidae. The record is from the annotation of a GenBank genome assembly.